AUGGAGGCAGCCCGAUCCGAAGGCAUCCUGGAGAACAACGGCCAUCCAGAAGGCCUGCUGGCACCACCAGGAAUCGAACACAUAGUCAAAGAUCCCAAACAGCCUAUGACCGUGUAUCUCUUUAUCAGGCGAGAAGGGGAACUAGAUCCAGAAGAUCGGCACUGGACUGUGCUGUGGGUCCUUCCCCGGAGCGAUGCAAAACCAGGACAGGUGGUCGUACGGAUCCUCGAGAUUGUUCGAGAGAUCAAUCAUCCCCACCUCACGAAUUGGGGUCCGCUAGCCAGAAUAAGGAGGGCAGAGUCUAUGGAGAAAGCAUUGAUCGCGAUUGGAGAGCUGUCCUUUGCCGAACGGCAGGCACUAGAGAAGAUCGCCAAGAAUACUCCUGUGUAUCGCCCGAACGGCGUCUACAACUGUCAGCAUUGGGUCAUCGAUGUCCUUUCCCAAGCGAUCCACGACAUUCCUUCAUUUGGUCGAACGUCCAUCGAGGAAAUUCUGAGGGUGAACGGGAGACCUGGUCUGUUGUGGUAGUCAUAACAAUCGGAGACCCUGCCCAUGUACUUUUAAUGCACGAGAUCACGAGGGGAUGCCAAGGCAAUACGAAGUGACUUCCAGAUGGAAGGAAGUGAAUAACG
Dacryopinax primogenitus is the source of this 632-nucleotide messenger RNA. RefSeq lists its product as uncharacterized. NCBI's taxonomy places the organism in Eukaryota, Fungi, Basidiomycota, Dacrymycetes, Dacrymycetales, Dacrymycetaceae. The record is from RefSeq and is a predicted model, not a curated record. The coding region runs from base 1 to 528 and encodes 175 amino acids. The transcript has a single exon.